AUGUGCGGGAGAUACAGCCUCAUCGCCGACUUGCAGGAUUUGGCUCGCCAGUUCGAGUUUGACGCGGCCGGCUUCGAGAACGCACCCCGGUACAACGUGGCCCCCACCCAGUCGGUACUGACCGUUACCAAUAGGGAAGAGCGGCAAGCCGAAUACAUGCGCUGGGGGCUGAUACCCUCCUGGGCCAAGGACGCCUCCAUCGGCAACCGCAUGAUCAACGCGAGGGGCGAAACAGCAGCCCAGAAGCCCAGCUUCCGCAACGCGCUGCAACGCCGACGAUGCCUGGUGCUGGCCGACGGGUUCUACGAGUGGCAAAAGGUGGGCAAGUCCAAACGGCCCAUGCGCAUUGUCAUGAAGUCGCGAGAACCCUUCGCCUUUGCCGGCUUGUGGGAAUCGUGGCGCGAUCCCCAGGGCGAAACCGUACGCUCCUGCACCAUCGUCACCACCGAGGCCAACGACCUGCUCCGUCCCAUCCACGAGCGGAUGCCGGUGAUUUUGCCCCGGGAACUGGAAGAGUUCUGGCUGGAUGGGGAUGUCAUCGACUCUGCGGCCUUGACUGACGUGCUGGCCCCAUACCCGGAAGACCCGAUGGAGAUCUUCGAAGUUUCAACCCUGGUGAACAAGGCUACCAACAACGGUCCUGAACUGAUAGUGCCGGCGGGACAAGGGCUGUUCGCAUAG
Molecule: messenger RNA, 681 nt
Organism: Geodia barretti
Lineage: Eukaryota; Metazoa; Porifera; Demospongiae; Tetractinellida; Geodiidae
Source: the annotation of a GenBank genome assembly